GCGUUGCAGUCGACCACAUUUCCUCGCUCAUUAUCUAUACAUACUGCUAUUUCACAGGAAGACAUACAGAACAAAUUGUAUUAUCACUAUUCUGAUAUCACGCGCGCAUACGUUCGACCAACCAGACCGCAAAAUUGCUCAACUCAAACAGAUUAUCUCGAGAGCUACGAAACACAGAAACCAAAUAUAAGGAUCCAACCCAAAAGAACCAAGAAUCCAAAAUGCCACCAACGAAACAAGAAAUAUCCCUCUUAAUCAACCCCCUCGUUCCUGAAUCUGUCCAACACAACAACCGCAUCCUUUCAAACCUCCACUCCAUAACCUCCUUCCUCCUCGGCCUCUCCGCAGGAAUUCUCGCCCUCCAAUCCUCCACCGGUUUCGCAUUCUACUUCCUCGGUACGGUCACCGUCUCCGGCUUCUUCCACAUCCUUCUUCUGUAUCGAUCUGGCGGAAAGGGUGCUGGGUUAUUCUUUCCGGGUGCUGGGGGUGGAGAGAUUGAGGAUAUUGGUAUAGGUGGGCGGAUAGGGAAGACGCAGGGGAGUGGAAAGGUGCUGAGGAAGGGGGCUUGGAGGGAUGUUUGGUUUGGGGGUGGGGUGCUUGGGGAGGCGCUUUCGGGGUUUAUUUUGGGGUGGUCGGGUCUUGGGGGUGUUUUGAGGUGAUUGCCAUUUAGGGAAAGAAGGGAUAUAGGAGGUUGUUUUUGGUAAUGGGGUUACCUUUGAGGUGGUGGUUUGAGUGGCCCGGGUGGUGUACUAUUAUUACUGGCACUUGGUGUUUUUGACUACGAUACUGGGAUUUAUUGGUUCGAUAAUGAUACUGGUGCCAUGCAUUUUUAUGUGCUUUUCAAUAUAAUCGACUUACCAUGUGGACAUGAACUGCUCGCUCAUCCAGACACAGCGCCAUAGGCCUUUAUCGGCGACGAAACACGAGCAUAGCUACUGUUGGAUAUCUUGGGCAAGUGAUAGUAGAGCGCCUUGUUAUCGAAUAUUGAUAAGUGAAUAUACUAG
This is a messenger RNA of Aspergillus ruber CBS 135680, 1004 nucleotides long. Its product is annotated as EMC6 family protein. NCBI's taxonomy places the organism in Eukaryota, Fungi, Ascomycota, Eurotiomycetes, Eurotiales, Aspergillaceae. The coding region runs from base 222 to 659 and encodes 145 amino acids. The transcript has 2 exons. Gene Ontology annotation, cellular component: membrane; endoplasmic reticulum; EMC complex. Gene Ontology annotation, biological process: autophagosome assembly; protein folding in endoplasmic reticulum. The record is from RefSeq and is a predicted model, not a curated record.